UUUGUUUUUUUAGAAAUUCCUUUUCCAUGCAACUCUCUUUGUCUUUUGGUUACCACUCCUGAUCGCAUUUUGGCUUUGACCUACGACACCAGUUCGAGUUUUGUGGUCAUUCCCAAUUCAUCAUACGCUUCAGCUUUAGACUACUACUACAAUGACUACAACAAGCGUGGCUUUAUAUUUUGGACCGAUAGGGUGGAAAAGAGCAUUAAGCGCUCAAAUAUGGAUGGAACAGACAUAAAAGUUAUCUACAAUGGCCCAGAAGAAUGUUACGGACUAGCUGUGGAUUGGAACUCAUUACAGUUGUAUGGGACUGAUUUAACAAAUGAUACGAUAUGGGUAUCUGACUUUGAGGGAAGAAAUAGGCGUAUGGUCAUUUCUUCAAAUCUUGACACGCCUACAGGAAUUGCUCUCGACCCACACGAGGGGUAAAUAUAACCCUGAAAUGAAUAAACAAUAGCCUCUGUUUGGCGUAAAAAUAUCCUCGAUUAUUUGUCCGCGGCGAGAGAAUAUCAACUGAGAGGACUUAUCCCUGUCGCUCAUGAUAAUUUUUUCUUUUGUCCGCGGACAUUAUCUGUUCCGAGAUGCGUACAGUUUUCCGAGGGCGAAACUCGAUAAAAGCUGUGAGUUACGAGGAACACAUGAUUUCCGAGGACAAAUAUGCAAGCAGAUUUUCGCACCAAAUGGAAGCUACUGUGUUUAUUCUCCCGGCUAAAUAUUUUUCUACGCUUAUGAACAGCUUAGCGUUUUUUUACUUGAGAUAUUUACUCUUCUGUGUUCUCUGGUACGGCGGUGAUGUCACCGUUCUUUAUUCAGAUUUUUUUCGCCGUACCAAACGUCAUUUUACUAUACAUGGUUUAGUAUGAAAGGUUAUUCAAACGACUUUGGAAACAUAAGUUUUUGUUUUUGUGUUUUCCCUGUUGUUGUUGUUGAUUUUUUUCUUUUGUCUUUUUGAUCUUUACUUUCUGAAAAAUUUAUUCGAGUUCCUCUUUCCUUGUUGUUCUAACGACUGGCUGAAAAAAGCCAGAGUAGGACAACAAUAAGAUAUCUACCAUGUAUAAUUUAGUUUUUUUCCUUUAUGUAUGUACCCGUUUAAAAAACGUUGCAGUUUAAGUAUCUAUGAAAUACUUUCUCCCUUUCUUUUUGCAUUACAAAUGUGGUGACAGAAUAAAUCAAAGGGACAAUUUUUCAAAAGAAAAGUACAAUAGCUGCUAUCAAAAUUACAUAAAGGCAUUGUCCAUCACCUUUUUGAUGAGGAAAGAAAAGGUAUAUGUAUAUAGGACAGAAAUGUUCAAUAUAAAAAUAUUUGUAUAUGUACGUAUUCUUUGUUUCCGAAUGUUACAAACUCGUGGCAAAGAGUCAAUAGUUGACUCUCCUUUUGCAUUUUAUAUAAACCUGCUUUGAGGGAAUACUCAAACAUGCAAAUUAAAAAGGAAUUCUAGAAAGGAAACAGCAAGAAAGCUCAACCAGUCAUGAAUUUAGUGCUUUCCUCUACAGAUUGAUGUUUUGGAAUGCAUGGGGAAACGCCUCGAAAGUCGAGAAAUCAAACUUAGAUGGAACCCAACGUUUUGCUAUAGUAACGUCAAAUCUUACUUGGCCAAGUGGUAUCACUCUUGAUCGACGAAACAAACUUGUUUACUGGGUGGACGAGUCCAGAGGCGCAAUUGAAUCCGUUGAUUACAAUGGGAACAACAGAACUUUACUCUUUCAGCAAAAUGGUUUAGACUUCUAUUCACUUUCCUUCAUCUCCCCUUAUUUAUUCAUCACUGGGUGGAAAGAAAAUUGGAUUUACAAAUUUGAUGUCUUCAAUGGAACUGUUGUAAACAUUAUAUCAUUGUCCCACGGAAACGCUUAUGGACUCGUGGCAUAUGACAGCUAUCGGCAGAUAUCAGGUUUGUAAAACAGCAGCAAAACUUCAGAGUGAUUUAUGUGCGUGGAGAGGUAGUGGACAGGGAGGGUAUCACCUGAUUGACUUAGUUUUGAGUGUGACACCGAGAGCUAAUGUCUUUGACAUAGAAGGCAGCCUGAAGUUUAAUGCCUGCCGGCAUUGUUUAAACUCUCUACACUGUGGUGAUUUCUGUUGCUUAAAUGGAAAAGUGCCAGUGGAAAAGGCGUACACGUAAAUUCUGUUACGAAUCAUUGAGUCUAUGCAUCAGAAAUAUUACAUUUAGACAUCCGUGGUACAGGCAGACUGAUCGCCCUACCUUGGCACAAGAGGAAUAGCAAUGGAACUUAUGGCUGAGUAAUACCUAAACUGGCUUUUCUACACCUAAGCGACCUUUUAGAUACAGUUUUUACUCGAAAUAAUCCUCGCAAGUGAGUUGCGAUAAAAAAAAAUGGUCUGGGAAAAGAGUUAAAAAAAAGUUGAAGAUCGAUGUGAUUCGAGCCCUUGCCACCAAGAUACUUGUUCGGCGCAUUUUUUCAGUUUUAAGUUUCCUUCGAGUCUGUUGAAGCACUAGUAAUGUUUUAGUCAGUAUUACAGGAGUGAACAACUCUUUACCGACAUUUGAAAGUGAAAAUUACGUCGAAACGUUUACAAAUAAAAUACUUUUUCAACUAAUUCAUUUGUUUGUGUUUAUUGCAGGAAUCACGUGCCCAGGAUUGCCUUCACCAACAAACGGAACAAGACUUGGAUGUUCAGGGAAUGCAACUGAGUUUUAUGAUACAGUCUGUCAGUUUAAGUGCAAUAAUGGCUAUAUAGGAUCUGGCUCUCAAAUAAGAAGAUGUCAAGAGAAUAAAACUUGGAGUGGUGAUGAGUUUGUCUGUCAAAGUACGUCCCAUAUCUUAGUGGCGCUUGUAAUGUAACACUUUACAUGUUUUCUUUAGAAAAGACACGAAAUAGGAGAUAAUCGACCUUAAUUAAGCGACCUUUUAGAUACAGGAUACAGUUUUUACUACACAGGCGCAUUUUUCAAAGUUUACUUCGAGUCUGUUGAAGCACUAAUGAUGUUUUAGUCAGUGUUACAGGAAUGAACAACUUUUUACCGACAUUUAAAAGUGAAAAUUACGUCGAAACGUUUACAAUUAAAAUACUUUGGCAACUAAUUCAGUCGCUUGUGUUGAUUGCAGGAAUCACGUGCCCGGGAUUGCCUUCACCAACAAACGGAACAAGACUUGGAUGUUCAGGGAAUGCAACUGAGUUUUAUGAUACAGUCUGUCAGUUUGAGUGCAAUAAUGGCUAUGUAGGAUCUGGUUCUCAAAUAAGAAGAUGUCAAGAGAAUAAAACUUGGAGUGGUGAAGAGUUUGUCUGUCAAAGUACGUCCCAUAUCUUAGUGGCGCUUGAAAUGCAACGCUUUACAUUUUUUUUCUUUAGAACAGGCACGAAAGAGGAGAUAGUAAUCACCAGGGAUGGAAAUUAUGUAGAAUACCGAAGAUAUUCUUGUGCUGUUGGCAUUUUCAUUGUAAAAGUAUGAUAUUUCCAUAGGUAAAAGGGCACUCCUUACGCUGUUCGCCCAUAAUUCUCACAAGAAAAAGUUACUUAAAUAGCUGUAAAGUAUUUCCUCUGAAACGGGUUGAAAAUUAAUUUUACCUUUUUUCAGUUGUGAUGUGCCCUACUCCGAUGCCACCAGCCAACAGUGUUCGACAGGGAUGCACUGGGAAUGCAACAGAAUACCCUUAUAACACAGAGUGUCAGUUCUCCUGCAUUGAGGGCUAUAAACUUGUUGGCUCUAGCUUGAGAAAAUGCCAAGACAACGGGCUCUGGAGCGGAGGAGGGGAAUUUUAUUGCGAGAGUAAGUUUGAAAAAUUAAUUGAAACUAUUUUGUGUUUAGAUCCAAUGGCGUCGAGGGAUGGGAUGGCAACGGAACUUAUGGCUGAGUAAUACCUAAACUGGCUUUUCUGCACUUGAGCGAUCUUUUAGAUACAGUUUUUACUAUGCAGGCGCAUUUUUCGAGGUUUGUUUCGAGUCUGUUGAAGCACUAAAAAUGUUUUAGUAUUACAGGAAUGAACUACUCUUUACCGAUAUUUGAAAGUAAAAAUUACGUCGAAACAUUUACAAUUAAAAUUCUUUGGCAACUAACUCGGUUGUUUGUGUUCAUUGCAGGAAUCACGUGCCCAGGAUUGCCUUCACCAACAAACGGAACAAGACUUGGAUGUUCAGGGAAUGCGACUGAGUUUUAUGAUACAGUCUGUCAGUUUAAGUGCAAUAAUGGCUAUAUAGGAUCUGGUUCUCAAAUAAGAAGAUGUCAAGAGAAUAAAACUUGGAGUGGUGAUGAGUUUGUCUGUCAAAGUACGUCCCAUAUGUUAGAGGCGCUUGGAAUGUAACACUUUAUAUGUUUUCUUUAGAACAGGCGCGAAAUAGGAGAUUAUGGACCUUAAGCGACCUUUUAGACACAGUUUUUUUACCAUACAGGCGCAUUUUAAAAGGUUUCCUUCGAGUCUGUUGAAGCAGUAAUAAUGUUUAAGUCAGUAUUACAGGAAUGAACAAUUUUUUACCGACAUUUGAAAGUGAAAAUUAUGUCGAAAGGUUCACAAUUCAAAUACUUCGGUAACUAAUUCAGUUGUUGGUAUUUAUUGCAGGAAUCACGUGCCCAGGAUUGCCUUCACCAACAAACGGAACAAGACUUGGAUGUUCAGGGAAUGCAACUGAGUUUUAUGAUACAGUCUGUCAGUUUGAGUGCAAUAAUGGCUAUGUAGGAUCUGGUUCUCAAAUAAGAAGAUGUCAAGAGAAUAAAACUUGGAGUGGUGAAGAGUUUGUCUGUCAAAGUACGUCCCAUAUGUUAGUGGCGCUUGGAAUGUAACACUUUACAUUUUUUCUUUAGAACAGGCGCAAAAUAGUAGAUAAUGGACCUUAAGCGACCUUUUAGACACAGUUUUUUAUUAUACAGGCGCAUUUUAAGAGGUUUCCUUCGAGUCUGUUGAAGCAGUAAUAAUGUUUUAGUAUUACAGGAAAAAAAAUUUUUUACCGACAUUUGAAAGUGAAAAUUACGUCGAAACGUUCACAAUUAAAAUACUUUGGCAGCUUACUCAUUUUUUUAUGUUUAUUGCAGGAAUCACGUGCCCGGGAUUGCCUUCACCAACAAACGGAAAAAGACUUGAAUGUUCAGGGAAUGCAACUGAGUUUUAUGAUACAGUCUGUCAGUUUGAGUGCAAUAAUGGCUAUGUAGGAUCUGGUUCUCAAAUAAGAAGAUGUCAAGAGAAUAAAACUUGGAGUGGUGAUGAGUUUGUCUGUCAAAGUACGUCCCAUAUCUUAGUGGUGCUUGAAAUGUAACUGUACAGUUUUUCUUUAGAACAGACACGAAAGAGGAGAUAAUAAUCACCAGGUUUGGAAAUGAUGUAGGAUACUGAAGAUAUUCUUGUGCUGUUGGUAUUCUUAUUGAAAAAGUAUGAUAUUUCCAUAGGUAAAAGGGCACUCCUUACGCUGUUCGCCCAUAAUUCUCAAAAGAAAAGCUAAUUAAACAGCAGUAAAGUAUUUCUUCUAGAACAGGAUGAAGAUUAAUUUUACGUUUUUCAGUUGUGAUGUGCCCUACUCCGUUGCCGCCAGCCAACAGUGUUCGACAUGGAUGCACUGGGAAUACAGCAGAAUACCCUUAUAACACAGAGUGUCAGUUCUCCUGCAUUGAGGGCUAUAAACUCGUUGGCUCUAGCUUGAGAAAAUGCCAAGACAACGGGCUCUGGAGCGGUGGAGGGGAGUUUUAUUGCGAGAGUAAGUUAAAAAAAAUAUUCUAGAAACGAUUUUGUUUUCAGACGCAAUGGCUUUUGUUAAGGAAUGUAUUGAACGAUACUCACUUUGCCCAGGAAAAAGAGGUCCAAUACGUCUGGAUGGAGAGACGCUUAAUGUUCUGUGAAGAAAGAGCCUCUACUUAAACACCCAACCCAGAGAGAGAUAUAUCAGACUGCUUUUCUUUAUCGCUUUCAAUCUCUAGGGAUAAUAUGUGAUUCUCUUCAACUUCCUCCCAAUGUGAGAACGAACGGUUCUUGCAACCGGUUGCCAGGCAACGGUUGUCACUUUACCUGCGAACGAGGCUUCAACUUGAUUGGCUCAGAAAUCAUGUGGUGCAAUAACGAUGGAUCAUGGACCGGCACGCAACCUCGAUGUGAUGGUAAGCUUACACAAAAUUGAACUUAUCCUUUGAAAAUCAGAGCUAAAAAAUCCAACCAAACAAAGGCUCGAAUCCUAAUUUUAGAUCCUUUCAAAUCCCUAGCGUGAAACUUUUUGGACACAUUCACCAAGGCGUUUGAAAACAACCAUAUCUCCUCCUCUGAGACUGAUAAAAAAGGCGUCAUGAUGAAUUUUUGUGUUUUGUUUAGUUGUUACCUGCCCAAUGUUGUCAUUACCGACCAAUGGUGUAUUCUUGGGAUGUAACACUAAUACGACGGAGAUGUUAUAUGGCACAGAAUGCAGCUUCUCUUGUAAAGAAGGAUCUGUAGCGACUGGUUCAACAGGAAGGAGAUGUACGGAAAAUGGAAACUGGACUGGAACAGACCUUGAGUGUACAGGUAUAAGAGAUCUGACAAAACUCUGA
Pocillopora meandrina is the source of this 6461-nucleotide messenger RNA. The record is from the annotation of a GenBank genome assembly. NCBI's taxonomy places the organism in Eukaryota, Metazoa, Cnidaria, Anthozoa, Scleractinia, Pocilloporidae.